GCAGUGUUAACUACUACGCGUCUCAGAAGCUCAAACAUCGUCGACCAUCACACAACACGCAAAAGUCCCUCUCCUCACAGAAAAUCAACACAAGUUCUAUCAAAAAAAUCGAAAAUUCGGGCAAUGAACAACGACAGUCUCUUGUUUUACAAUCAAUUACCCCAUAAAAUCGUGAUAUCUGCAUGUGGAUACCAUCACCUCGAGAUUGAAAUGCCUGUGACCGUGAGAGGUUCAUUCGAUCUGUGACGAUUUGUAAUUUUUCUGUCUCCAAUUACGUAAAGGACAAUCUCUUAACCACAAAAGUGAACUCUAACCUAUCAACGAAACAUCGAGUGAUACAAAUCAUCACCCUAGAUCAUCAAAAUAACAAGAAAUUCAAUUAAUUGACAAUCGUCAUCAUGUGGCAGCAAGUGAUGAGUGACAACGACAAGCAAGUGAGGAAAAAUGUGUGCAGUGAAAAACAAAGCGAGGAUUCGGGAAUUGUGGAUUCUGGCUUUCUCUCCGGGAAUAUUCCCUCUUCGAGAGAUAUCAGCGAAGAUAUCGCAGAAGAUAUAGUGCAUUCAAGGAUGCCAGAACCACACAUUGUCGAUAGAGAGAACGCAAGUGUGGACGUAUCCAUGAGGAUUGACAGUGGUGUUGAUCUGGGCCUCAGUGAGAGCCUCAACCAGCUGAGCCUCAAAAAUGUCGAAUUAAAUCGACUUGAGGCGACACAGGGUUGUGACAGUGUCCAGCUUGAACCCGAACUCGAGCCCAUUGUCGUCAAGGUCCAGGAGGAAAAACGCAUCGAACCUUGGCAGUUAUAUUAUAUCCAGGAUCAGGAUGGGGAUACUCAACUUCACAUCGCAAUAAUCCAGGGCUUCCUCGAGGCAGCUGCCUUCAGCCUCAUAAAAAUGGUUCCACACCCCUGCCUUCUGGACAUAGUAAACGACGAUGGCCAGGCUCCACUGCACCUCGCCGUCCUCACAAAGCAGUCAAGAAUCGUCAGGCGUCUGAUCCUCGGAGGGGCCAAUCCCUCAUUGAGGGACAGCCGUGGUAACACAGCCCUUCACCUCGCCUGUGCCACUAGUGAUCUUGCUGCUGCAAGGGCCCUCACAGAUCCAGUGGCCUCUAUCGAGCGCAAUUACUUGGGUUCCCACAAGAAAAUUCCGGCUCUACCACAGAAUCUAGAACAACUCAACUAUCAGGGAGAAACUUGUUUGCACAUCGCAGCGGCUAAGAAUCAUGUCGACCUGGUUCGUUUAUUACUGAGACUCGGGGCAGACUUGGAGGCCAGGGAGGGCCUCUCCGGCAAAACAGUGUUGCACAUUGCUAUAGAAAAUGGAUGUCAUCAGGUCGUCUCGUUUCUGCUGAAAGAGUGCAGACCCUGUCUCGAUACUCCUAAUUACGCGGGUCUCACUGCAUAUCAAAUUGCAAUCUGUCUAGACAGUCAGCUCGCUAACGAUCUCGUUAAAUUUGGCGCAACACCUGAACCACUACCAGAGUCGGACUCCGAGGGAAGCGACGUCUCCGAUGAAGACGAUGUUCACAUACCAACGAUGUCCAGGCUAGAGCCCAGAAUCGGCGUUCGAGUGGGAAUUGAGGCAUAAAAUUUAAUGGGAAUUUUAAUCUUUAGCGGAAUCUGGGAGAAAAUUCUAUUGGAUUUUUUUUGCAAUUCAGAGACUUCGUCGAGAAAUUUUUAUUGAAUGAUUAAAAAAAAAAAGUCUGCUCAGAAAUCUUGGUAGAAAAUGAAUUUCCACGAAAAACUAUAAUUCCAUCGUUCUGUAGAACAUUUUCUAUUGACACAUUUCCUCUAGAAUUUCCAAACAUAGAUUUUAUAAAUUAUUUCCUUCUAUCGUUAUCAUGUUUUCACGAGGAAGAAAAAACGUGAAAAACUGCAUCAAGGAAAUUCUACAAAAAAUAUGUCAACAGAAUUAUGUCAAAAAUAGGAUGAAAUUCGCUUGAAUUUCAAAACCAUAUAUUUUCCAUUAUUAAAAUUGUGGAAGUAAUAAAAUUAAAAUAAUUAAAAUAAUUAAAAUACAGUGGAAACGUUACAAUAAAAUUUGUUGUUGUCGUGCUUAGAAAAUUAUCGAUAUAUUUUUUAAGAGAAGGGAUCGCGUGAAAUUUCCCUAUCGCUGGACGUAAUUAAGUAAAUACUAUCAGACGUGUUCGGUUAAAUAACUCUAGACUCCAUAAAGAGCCUCUAGAGACUGUAUAAAAAUUCCGAUGAACAUUGAAAAUGUGAAACUGAUGAAAUACUUGAUUUAUUAAUUUAUUUUACUUCUCGCUCGGACGAUCCGUCCAAAUUUACUUUAUAUCAACUAUCAUUUUAUUUUAUGAUAAUCAUAACAUUUAAUUCGAACCGGCUCCGGGCCUCUCUCGAUUGGGCGGUCAGGGAUAGACUAGAGGUGUGUCAUUUCGAAAAAUAACACCUCUAGUCUAGUUUCGAAUUUUUCGAAUUUCAAAAAUGACUCUUGCCGAUUGAAUUUGUACAAAUUUAAUGGACCUAUUCCUCAGAGUUAUUUAGACUUCGGUGGAAGCAAUUCUCAUAUUUCAUUCGCAAAUUUUAAUUACCUGAGUAUAAUUACCCUCAUACAAACAUAUUUCCAUAUUUUUUAUCUCAUCAGACAUUGUACAAAAUCAUGCUAAAUGGAAUGAAUCAUUCGUGUAAUCCAGUAGAAUAAGAAUAAGAAUUAAAGAGUUGGAGAUUAUGGAGCAAUAAGAAACGGUUUUUUAUUCACGUAUUUGUCUUGAAUGUUGAACUGGGGUUUAAGAUGGCGUUUUGUUUUUGAAAAGACAUAAAAUAUAAAAAAUUGACGGAUAAUAGAUAAAUAUUUUUUAUUAUGGAAAAUACAAAAAGUCUGGGUGACGUAAAGACCCACUUUUCAUGAUUUCUAGACACAAAAAAGUAUAUCUCAUAUUUUACAUUCAAAUUUUAUACUGAAGACUAGAAAUUUCUCAUGCCAAAUCCUAAUUUCAUUUUGCCCUCGACAGUGAUGUUAUUUUCCAAAAAAGUAAUUUUUUGUAAUUAGUUGUAUCAAAUGCAUCAAUUGCCUGAGAAUACGUGAGGUCAUUCGAAACCGUCGGUCAAACCGGCAUUGUAGGCGUAAGGGUUCUGUCUGGCGCGCCCAGAGGCCACUACUUGUGUUAAAUGUUUAAUUCUUUUGUUCAGAAUAAAUGAGAAAUUAACGAAA
Messenger RNA from Diachasmimorpha longicaudata, 3170 nucleotides. RefSeq names its product NF-kappa-B inhibitor cactus-like (gene cact). NCBI's taxonomy places the organism in Eukaryota, Metazoa, Arthropoda, Insecta, Hymenoptera, Braconidae. The coding region runs from base 399 to 1586 and encodes 395 amino acids. Gene Ontology annotation, biological process: cellular response to tumor necrosis factor. The record is from RefSeq and is a predicted model, not a curated record. Gene Ontology annotation, cellular component: cytosol. Gene Ontology annotation, molecular function: NF-kappaB binding. The transcript is spliced from 3 exons.